CCACCCACAGACGCCUGGCCUGCAACAGUCGGGGGUAAAUCGUGUUGGGUUGGCUUUCGUGGACUAUGAAACUGGCAGUAUUUGGAGCCAGUGGCUCUACAGGUGUGGAGCUUGUAAAACAGGCACUAGCCCAAGGUCAUGACGUCACUGCCCUGGUGAGAGACCCUGACAAGAUGGCGGGACUGGUGCCAAAUAAGGACCUCAAGAUUGAGAAGAUAGACCUUUCCUCUGCUGAUACUGUAGAACCUCAUCUGCAGGAGAAAGAUGCCGUCAUUUCCUGCCUUGGAAGUUAUGCCCUGUUUGGAUCCGUCACGCUUUAUACAGACUCCAUGGAGGUCAUUGUCACUGCUAUGAGGAAGAACAACGUCAAACGUCUGGUCUGUAUAACAUCUUGGUACACCACAGAUACUCCAUUAGAUCCGGCACCUUUCCUUAUCCGCUGGGUUAUCAAUCCGUUGUUCCUGGGACGGGUUCUGACAAACAUGGCGCAGAUGGAAGAGUUUCUUCAGGGAUGUGAAGACAUUGACUUUACCGUUGUCAGACCGCCAAUGUUAACAACGGGAUCAGUCACAGACAUGGAAUUCAACACUGAAGAAGGGCAACAGGUGCAUGAUAGAGGUGGGAUGAGAGGGAUGCGACAUGCAGAUGUGGCCCGAUUUAUGCUGUCCAUCUUAUCAUCUGAGGAAUGGAUGAGGAAAUGUGUGGCUGUCAUUGCUGUUCCUAGGAAGUAGUGGUCAGCAAUAGUCACAAUCUUUAAUCAAGUAGUAGCAGUAUUAGACUGGUUUAUUAGAUCUUCGCACAAGACAUACAUGCCUCCUGACGUCCGUGGAGGGCUGAAUUAUGAGGCUAUUUACAGAGGUGUCAGUCUAAAAAUGAUUAUACAUUUACAGUUAUGACCAUUACAAUACAAUGUUAAAAUUUGCUUGAUCUAAUUUAUUCUCGGAAUCACACAUACACACACAAAAACAAAAAUUAUUGAAUGAUUUUGGUAAUGGGAAAUAUUCAUAUCACAUAGAUACAUAUGUAUUUAACAGCUGUGUAUGUAUAUCUUUUUAUUGCACUAACUUUAAAGUUACAGUAACAUAACAUUGCCCCUUAUCAUACAGUAAACAUAACAAAUCAUAGAACAACAUCUAAUUUUACUUUUCUGAUAAUUUCAACACAUCGGUGCAUCUACUGUAAAAUCAUUAUGGUAUAUAGUACUAAGGACAAGGUCGGUUGUGUUCCGACUAUUUAUUUUUCCAUCUUUUCGCUUUACUUUCUAGCUCCAUCAAACAGACUUUGGACAACAUUUGAAAUCCAAAUAUAUUUAGGAGCUGUUUCAAUAAAUUGUACAUCAUUAAUUUGCAGUGAUUAUGCUUUAGAAAGAUAAUUUGAAUCUCAAAAAUCAGGUUCUGGUAAGUAGGCAAAUGAAAAUAAAUUAAUAAAUUUUUAGCAAUUUAGCUAAGUUGGUAGGAUUUGACAUAAACCUCAAUGAUCUCUCUGAUGAUGUUUAUUUUAUUUAUCCCUUAGAGGUUCU
This is a messenger RNA of Branchiostoma belcheri (Belcher's lancelet), 1519 nucleotides long. RefSeq names its product flavin reductase (NADPH)-like. The transcript is spliced from 8 exons. Bases 66 to 731 code for a protein of 221 amino acids. NCBI's taxonomy places the organism in Eukaryota, Metazoa, Chordata, Leptocardii, Amphioxiformes, Branchiostomatidae. The record is from RefSeq and is a predicted model, not a curated record.